Colletotrichum truncatum is the source of this 1068-nucleotide messenger RNA. RefSeq lists its product as uncharacterized. The record is from RefSeq and is a predicted model, not a curated record. NCBI's taxonomy places the organism in Eukaryota, Fungi, Ascomycota, Sordariomycetes, Glomerellales, Glomerellaceae.
AUGUUUUAUUUCUUGUCCUCGAAGAAGCUAUUUCGUCACCUAACUACUCCCAAGAUGGCGAUUAUCGACACGCUACCUGCAGUCAGCGUUUCUGUCCGUCUCGGGACGUCAACCAGAGACGCUGAUGAAUACCCAGACCCUUAUCCAUACAAAAAUAGCGAGCCUUAUCUCGAUAACUUCGAACAAUGCUCUCGCAACUACAUUGAGAGUGAAGAUGGAGUCGAGUUCGCGGUUCAGGUGGAUGUCCUGGACGAAGAAUCACUGGAUCCUUGGGUUUACGGAGAUUACGGUCUAGUGUUUCUGCUGUUCAUCGAUGGACAGUUCAUUCGUCGUAGAUUCUGUCACAGUGACGAUUUUCUUAACCGGCGCUGGCAAUUCACGUUCAAUGGAAAGAAAUAUCCGGAUGAGGCUCGCUCUGUACUGAUACACAGGAAGUUCAAGUUUCACUCAAUUAGCACAGUGAAUGAAGAUGCUUCGAAGCAGGAAAUUCGUCUUGCUCGAAACCUCGGUGUCAUUGAGCAGCCGUGGUAUGACAGCUACCAUAUCUCCGAAGAAGCCUUGAAGGGCCGAGCCAUCUCACAUGGCACCUCGUUUGCCCAAUUCGAUGAGACGCCGUUACGACCGCUGCGUCGUGAACAGAGAGCAGCUUUUGAAAAGAUAUGGACUGGCCCACUAGUGGCUAUGUAUACAUUCAAAUACCGGUCUUGGGAGGCGCAGGGUGCUAACCUCUGUCCAGAGGCGCAGGGUGCUAACCUCUGUCCAGAGGCGUUGAAGAUUGUGGAUGUUGUUCAUCGAACACCCGAGAGAGACUCCGUGACUUACAGAAAGAAAUUUCACUACGAGCAAUCUGCAGCGAACAGAUUUGAGGAGUUGCACACUCGUGAGACCAAUAAACUCGCGCGUGAGAGGUGCAUGCAGAUCAAAGAUGAGAGACUGCAAACAUUUACCAAGAAGCGUAAUCAUACCGACUUUUGCGAGCCCAACGACGACAGUGUAACGGCUCGCCCAUACAAGAUCAUCAGACUUGGAACCGGUAAAGAGGCUAUCGACCUCACAGGUUACUAUUAA